ACGAACUCUCGUCGUCAACAAAAAACAACAAAACCCUAAUCACCCUGCGAGCUCCGGCCAUGCUCAUCAAUGGCGAUCAUCAAAACCCUAGUCCGAUCCCUCACCCGCCGGAACCGUAACCCUAGAUCCAGUAUCCCUCUCUUCUCCUUUUCAUCCCCUCACUCCCUUUCUCCCGCCUUCUCCAUCGCCUCGAACCCCUCCUCCUCCUCCAUUCUCCGCCUCACCUCCUCUCACUCGGGCCCUCGCUUUAUCUGCUCCCCUCCAUGGAUGCUGUCUCAGUUCACCACCCCUCUCUAUUUGAGGGGUAAAGAUGCGAUCUUUCCCAGUGACUUGCUCCGCGUGAGGAGCUUUCCGACCGAGCUAGGGUUUAUAGGUGGCGAUGGGGGGUUGAUUAGUGAUGGAGGUAUUGAGAGGGUUGAGCUUGAUGACAGGUUCCUCAAUUUGCCGAAUUUGAUCUCGAUUUCUCGCGGGGUUUCGGGACCUUUCAUUGGAUGGAUGAUUAUAAACGAAUGGUAUCUUCCAGCAUUUUGUGGAUUGGCAAUCUCCGGAGCAACUGAUUGGUUAGACGGAUUCCUCGCUAGAAAGAUGGGUAUUAAUUCAGUGUUUGGAUCAUAUCUUGAUCCCCUUGCUGACAAGGUUCUAAUUGCGUCUGUUGCUUUAGCUAUGGUGAAGCAAGAUCUUUUACACCCUGCAUUGGUUGGCCUUGUUGUGUUUAGAGAUGUUGCUUUAGUCAUCGGCGCCAUUUAUAAAAGAGCUUCUAGCUUGGGGUGGGAGUGGAAGAGUUGGUCAGAAUUUGUCAACCUUGAUGUCUUGCAUCGAGAGAAAGUGGAACCCCUCUUUAUUAGCAAGGUUAAUACAGUCUUCCAAUUGCUAUUAGUUGCUGGUGCUCUUCUUCAACCGGAAUUUGGCACUGAAGAAACACAAUUGUACAUCAAAUACUUGAGUUGGUUGGUAGCUUCAACAACAAUAGCAUCUUCUGCAGCUUAUGGAGCUCAACAUCUUCGCAGUAGAUCAGCUUACGCCAUCAGAAAACUGUAGCAAAAUAUUGCAAAUAGUGCAGUUGGUUGGUGGUAUUUUCGACAGCAAUAGUCUUCGGCAGCCUGUGGAGGUCAAUGUCCUUGUAACUGUUCAGUUUCGCCAUCAACAGACAGUAGCCAGGUUCAGAAGUAGCAAGUUGUUAUGAUUUCUUUCUGUCACACCACUAGAGGUCGCGAGGCUAAGUACAGUCCCUAAAAUCCCAAGUCGAAUGGAUUUUGUACAACAUCAGGAUCGUCCCCCAGGAUGGAGCUUGUAAAUGCUGGGUUAGGGAAACUCUGGUCGCAGAUUUGAUGUCGAAAAAAGUUUAAAAGAGAACAAGGCUGACAAAAUCAGUACGUAAUUUGACAGAUGAGUUCUUCUCUGUACCUGUUUAUUUAUCUAUGUUACUCGGUUGUAAAUUGAAUUUUGUUGCAUAUCCUUGAGCAAAGAGAGGACGGAACGGGGAAAGGUAAUAAGUUCCUCCAAUUGCAAAUUUGUUUUCUUCCAAGAGGUUCAGAAUCCAAAUCUCGUUAUUGUCAUAUUUUAAUGUAUUUAUUUGCUUUGUUUUUUCAGUCAA
Molecule: messenger RNA, 1594 nt
Organism: Asparagus officinalis (garden asparagus)
Lineage: Eukaryota; Viridiplantae; Streptophyta; Magnoliopsida; Asparagales; Asparagaceae
Product: CDP-diacylglycerol--glycerol-3-phosphate 3-phosphatidyltransferase 1, chloroplastic
Exons: 8
Coding region: 70-1038 (322 amino acids)
Biological process (GO): cardiolipin biosynthetic process
Cellular component (GO): membrane; mitochondrion
Molecular function (GO): cardiolipin synthase activity
Source: RefSeq, a predicted model, not a curated record